Miscanthus lutarioriparius is the source of this 597-nucleotide messenger RNA. The record is from the annotation of a GenBank genome assembly. NCBI's taxonomy places the organism in Eukaryota, Viridiplantae, Streptophyta, Magnoliopsida, Poales, Poaceae.
AUGCCGAUCUCCUCGCCACUGCCGCCUCCGGCUUCCUCGCCACUGUCACCGUGCCGCUGCCGAUUUCCUCCCCACCACCGCCGACUUCCAUGUGAGAGUUUGAACGAAGACGAGGAGUUUGUCCAGAGGCAGCUUUUAGCACUAGUUGCCCCUAAGGUGUUUUUCUACUUGGCCGAGCUAAAUGGUGCUCUGUCGUAUGCACUUGGUGCUGGACCCUUGUUUGAUGUUUCUGACGACUCUGAUUACGCUCAAACACUGUUAGCAAAAGCUUUGGAUGAACAUACUGUGGGGAAGAAAAAACGAUGUACGGUGGCUGCAGGCUAUUGUGGAAAGGAUGCUGGACAAAAAUUUAUAGUCAAUGUGGGCAUAUUUGUAUCUGGUACAGGCACAGAAGUUAUGAGGUACAGUAUCUGGUGUUGGAAAGUCUCUGAAGAUGCAAAACCCAGGUGUCAAGAUCAUCUGUAUUCAGCCAGAGAAAAAUGUUUCAUUGAGUUUAUCUAUGGUUCCAGGAAGCUUGUGCGAUCAAAGUUGGAAGCUCCUUUACCAGCCAUCAAGUUCAGGAGAAGCUCAAGAGCAGCUGCCACUUCCCUUAAAUAA